AUGCACAAACCAAUUCAUUUUGUACUCUUAAUAGUUUUGACUUUGGGAGCUGAAUGGCAAACAGGUUUAGAUUAUGUGAUCAAAAACUAACCUUAAUUAACACUUACCAGCAAUUAUCCAAUCCAUACUUAAAUUGAAAUCAUAUUCGAUAAGCAAUUCUCAGAGUAUGUAUCUCUCUUAAAAGAGUACCUGAAGUAUUGCUCAUGUUUGAACAUGUAACCUUUGAAUCAAUGUUGGAUGUCGAUAUUAAUCUUUCAUUGGGACAAGUGACCAAAUCUGGUAGAAUAUUUAACCUUUCCUUUUAGGUUUUGAAUUAAGGUAUCGUUUAGGAGGACCUGCAAGAGUGUAAUAACUUAAAGUUAGAUGGGUAGCAUUUGUCGAUAAAAAUGUAUAACUUACCUAUCGUGAAUUCAAUUUCAUGUAAUUAAGGGAACUUCGUCAAGGUAUUCGUAUUUCUUAUUGACUAUUAGGUUUUGGUGAGAGAGAAGACUCAUUCACUCAACCUGUUAAUGCUAAUAUAAAAUCACCUAAAGUUAGUACUUUUCUUGUGGGAUUCAAAAUUAAUCCAGAAAACGGACCAUAUGCUCUUCAAAUUAAUUGUGCUCUAGAUUCACAAUUACAGAACAUCAAUUUAAAUCUUAAAACUAAAGAUACUACUCAUGUAAGAUAUGUCAAAGUUGCUUUGAUUCUUGUUGGAGAAGGUUCAAAAGCCAUAACAAAAUAAGGCGGUAUUGAUUCUAGAGGUUUUAAUUACUUUGAAGUAAUGAAACUUUUAUUUUCUAAAGGAAUAAAGCACCAGCGGAAUAAGAAGAAUCGAUUACAAAUAAGUUGUUCCAGAAACCUUCUUAACGGCUCCUUCAGAAAACAUUCUAAGUUAAGGACUAAGAGGCUUUGAGGCAAAUAGUACAGAAAGUGAACUUAUUUCAAUGAGCUUGGAUAAGUAUCAUGUAUUCGAUGAGAAUUAUGAAAUGAACUUUGGUCCAUGUAUGGAGUACUUUUCUAUUAAGAGUGAAUGGCACUCUAAUCUACAGUCUAGAUUUCUCCAUCCUGUUGCACGAACCAACCAAAAUAGAGAAAAUGACAAUGAGUCAUCUGCGUAGAAAAUGAG
Paramecium pentaurelia is the source of this 1108-nucleotide messenger RNA. The record is from the annotation of a GenBank genome assembly. NCBI's taxonomy places the organism in Eukaryota, Ciliophora, Oligohymenophorea, Peniculida, Parameciidae.